CAGAAGAUGAAGGUGAAGAAGUCUCGUGGGCGCCUGAUCUCCUCCAAGAGAGGGAUCGUGGUGAGAGGUGAGUGGAAGGCGGUGAAUAUGGAUCCCGGUCUGUUCUCGGAAGAGGGUCUCGACGGCCUAGUGUGUUUCGAGGAACUGACCGAUUAUUCCCUGGUGGAGCCUGAAAGGGCCGUCGCUGUGGGGGAAACAUCACGGAAAGACAAGAAGAAGAAGAAAAAGAAGAGAAAAGCCAGCGAGAUAGAAGCUGAAGAGGAGCUGCAGUCUGACGCUGAAGAAAUACCUGAUGAAAAGAAGAACAAGAGGCAGAAGAAGAACAAACGAGAUGAGGAAUCCCAGGAUGAAACUGUGGAAGACAGUGGUUUGGAGGAUCAGAUCUCACAGGACGAGUCUUCUGACGUGACUCCAGAAACACAACAAAAAAUAUCCAAGAAGAAGAAGAAGAAGAAGCAGCAGCAGAAGAAGACGACACUUGCAGGCAAGGCAGACGCUCCGGCUGAGUCUAAGAAGAAGAGCCGGAACUGGAGCAGUGCAGCCUGUCGUGGAUCCGGAGGUUCGGGAACAGACGUGUCGGCGUGGAAGGACCUGUUCGUACCUGCGCCGGUUUUAAAAGCUCUCAGUGAACUUGGGUUCUCAGCGCCGACUCCGAUCCAGGCACUGGCGCUCCCGCCGGCCAUCAGAGACCGACUGGACGUGCUGGGAGCGGCCGAGACCGGCAGCGGGAAGACCCUGUGUUUCGGUAUUCCAAUGAUCCACAUGAUUCUGGAAUGGAAGGAAGCGUCGAGUCACAAGCUGACAGAUGAACUCAGGAGCCCUGAUGACGCAGAGCCACGUGUGGAGAGUCUGUACCUGCCGAAGGACACGAGUCCUGCGCAAGAGACGAGCGAUGAGCCGCGGGAUGAUGACGGAGAGCAUGAUGAGCCGCGGGAUGGAGGCGGAGAGGAUGAUGAUGGAGAGGAUGAUGAGCCGCGGGACGCUGAAGGUGACGAUGAUGAACCACAGGAUGGAGGGGGAGAGGACUGUAACCCUCCUGAUGAAGCUGGACCGGAUGCCUGUGCAGAAAAUGAACCGCAGAAGCAGCCGCUGCUCGGCCUGAUCCUGACCCCCACCAGAGAGCUGGCCGUUCAGGUCAAACACCACAUCGAUGCCGUGGCUCGCUUCACAGGUAUUAAGACGGCGAUCGUGGUUGGUGGGAUGGCGACGCAGAAGCAGCAGCGGAUGUUGAUGCGGCGGCCCGAGAUCGUCAUCGCCACACCGGGACGCUUGUGGGAGAUGAUUAAAGAGAAACAAGCUCACCUGCAGAACCUGCGACAGCUGCGGUGUCUGGUGAUCGACGAGGCCGACCGCAUGGUGGAGAAGGGCCACUUUGCAGAGCUGGAGAAUCUGCUUGAGAUGCUCAACACGUCCCAGUUCAACCCCAAGCGGCAGACGUUCGUGUUCUCGGCCACGCUGACCAUGGUGCACAGCCUGCCGCUGCGCAUACAGCAGAAGAAGCGCACGAAGAUAGAGCAGCGCAGCAAACUGCAGCUCCUGAUGGAGAAGGUGGGCAUUAAAGACAAACCCAAAGUCAUCGACCUGACACGCAAGGAAGCCACGGUGGAGACGCUGACGGAGACCCGGAUCAACUGCACCAAGGAGGACAAGGACCUGUUCCUGUACUACUUCCUGCUGCAGUAUCCGGGCCGCAGCAUGGUGUUCGCCAACAGCAUCGACUGCAUCAAGAGGCUAAACGCUCUUCUGCAGAUCCUGGACUGCAGUCCUUUGCCUCUGCAUGCGAACAUGCACCAGAAACAGCGGCUGAAGAACCUGGAGCGCUUCGCAGAGAAGGACAGUUGUGUCCUGCUCACCACUGACGUCGCCGCUCGAGGGCUGGACAUUCCCAACGUUCAGCAUGUGAUUCACUAUCAGGUUCCUCGCACGUCUGAGACGUACGUCCACCGCAGCGGCCGGACGGCCCGAGCCACUAAAGAGGGUCUCAGUCUGCUCCUGAUCGGCCCUGAUGACCUGAUGAACUACAAGAAGAUCUGCAGAACCCUGGACAAGAGUGAAGAUCUGCCCGUGUUUCCAGUGCAGGAGAAGUGCAUGGCUGCCAUUAAAGAGCGAGUGAAUCUGGCCAGGAAGAUCGAGAAGAUGGAGUUCUUCCACAGCCGAGAGCAGCAGCACAACUCCUGGGUCAGACAAGCGUCCGAGGCCAUGGAGAUCGACGUGGACGAUGAACUGCUGAUGGGAGGUGGUAAAGGUGAGGAUGAGGACCGAGAGCAGCAGAGGCUGAUGAAAGGCCUGAAGAAGCAGCUGAAGCACCUGAUCUCUCAGCCGGUCUUCAGAAACCAGAUGAAGACCAAGUACCCGACACAGAUGGGUAAACUACACCUGCCUCAGCUGCCCAUCUCCACAGCGGACACGGCACUGGCCAGCGUGAGCCGUGGCAGACAGACCGGCACGCAGCAGCGGUGACACCAGAGUCCUGCUGGUACAUUUGUAAGGAAAGAGGAAAUGGACAGUUACCAAAGGAUGGGACAUUUAAAACAUCUUAACACUUUCAGAAAGCAGGCAGUGAACAACACAGCGCUCCAGUGACGGUCUGAGACGACACCAUGUCUGUUAUGGCACACGUUUAAUGCGUCUUUAUGGAUGUAACGUCAGUGUUUUAUGUCUAGUGGUUUCUAACCUCAGUGGACUGAUCCUGAUCCGUUCAUCUGUAAAUGACUGCCGUUAAAAAUGUAUUGUGAACAGAACUGAUUGUGUUUAUAAAUAAUGAACUAAAGAUCUUUCCUGACCUGUAAGACCAGUUUUAAAGGGAAAGAAAGUUUAAAUCAUUGGAUAGAUGGAGUUUAUUGAUCUUUUGAGGGGAAUUGUUCAUUUAUGUCCCUUAAUAUUUCUCUAUUUUAAUUAUUUUUUGUUUAUUCUAUCAGAUUUUCUCAUUUUGGGCAUUUCACCUAUCCAGACAUCCAUUCUAAUAGAUGAAGUGUUUCACUUAAAACAUCCUCACACGUUUUACUCUCAUGUCGUUUCAAACCCGUAUGAUUGACUUUGUUCUGAGACGGUUAAAGGCUGAAGAGGCUCAUAAACUUGUGCUUCAGUAUUUAGUCAAACUAAUCCUCGAUAAUGACGCAGUGUUUCAGCUGAACCGUCACACAAUAACUACUGAAAUGAUUUCAAUGAAUUACUGAUAAAGCAGUUUAUGUUGCAUAAUAAAAACGUGAAUGGGAUCAUUUGAUAAUCUCUUUAAUGCACAUUUUGAGUUUAAUGCACAGCAUCUCUAACAGUCUCUUAUUUAUUCAGCAAAAGUUUAGUUUCAAAGUUCACAAACAGCAGGAACCAUCAGAAACAUUUAACUGUUUCACGUUGACUCUGUUAACUCUUUCCCUGCUUACAUUUUUGAAAAAGUUGACAGCAUUUUUUAUCAUUUUCACAGACGUUUCAUGACCCCCAGAAUAUUUUGAUGUAUUAAUAUCUGAACGUGCAAUAAAAAAACAGAGCCUCUGCUUUUAAACAAAA
This is a messenger RNA of Megalobrama amblycephala (Wuchang bream), 3504 nucleotides long. It is a transcript of the gene ddx24, whose product is annotated as DEAD (Asp-Glu-Ala-Asp) box helicase 24. Gene Ontology annotation, molecular function: RNA helicase activity; ATP binding; nucleic acid binding. Gene Ontology annotation, cellular component: nucleolus. NCBI's taxonomy places the organism in Eukaryota, Metazoa, Chordata, Actinopteri, Cypriniformes, Xenocyprididae. The record is from RefSeq and is a predicted model, not a curated record.